AAACGAGUCGAGCUUAUGUGCCAUAUUCUCUGGCCAUUCACAGAGAAUGCUUGGCAGGUGCAUAUUCCUAACGGCGACAGUACUAGUGACGCAUAGCGACGAACUCGCUCCUUUUCGCGUUAGCCUCAAAAACGGCGGUAGCGCCGUUGCGGACGUACUAUCUCUCUCACCAUCCACCAUCUCCCUGGCACUUGUCGUUGCACAUGACGGCUCAACGACAGGCCCGCCUCUACCGCAAUGCGCAUCGCGGGGCUCGUGCAAGGAUGAAACGUGAUUUAUACCAGUAAAUUUGGGCAGCCGAUCCCCGACCCUGCAUGAGUUUUCAUGCCAUCGAAGUUAUCGUACGCGCUAACGAAGGUGAAUA
This is a messenger RNA of Phanerochaete carnosa HHB-10118-sp, 364 nucleotides long. RefSeq lists its product as uncharacterized. Bases 47 to 274 code for a protein of 75 amino acids. The record is from RefSeq and is a predicted model, not a curated record. The transcript has a single exon. Lineage: Eukaryota; Fungi; Basidiomycota; Agaricomycetes; Polyporales; Phanerochaetaceae.